AUGAUUUCAACAAUAGGUUCUACAACACUUCAAGCCGCGAACGGCGGGACUCUGUCCACAACAACUUCACCAAACUCUUUAGUUAUGAAUCCAACAUCUAUGUUAGUUGAGAUGAAAAGCUUCAUUCCUUCUUCAUAUACUUUCGAAACAACAAUCCAGAAGACAAAGCAAGAACUUUUAACAAGUACUUUGGACUGUUGUGCGAAAGAUGAACAAAAUGAACAAUAUCUUUAUGAAAUGCAGGACAUUAUUGACCAUUUACCCAAAUUGCCUGAAAUCCAACAACAAAAGCUCACUAUUCCUGAAUUCGAUGAAAUAGAAGUCAAAGCAACUGACUCAGUAGAAAUUAAGAAAUUCAUACGUAAAGUAAAUUAUGAAUUCCUUGGUUUUCAUUGCAACCAUAAAGUUAUGGACAAAGAUUGCGACAUGGUUUAUAAAAAUAUUUCUGACCUUUACAAAUCCGAAGAAUUUAAGACAUACGAUAACUUUGUUUCAUUAGUUGCAAAAUGUGUUUGGGAAAUAAGAGAUAAAGAUAGAAGAGGUAAAGUAUGGAAUGAACAGAUAAAACCAGCAGCUUUUGAGUUAAAGAAAACCAUUGACGCUUUAGUUGUUCUAGCUGGUUUUAUUUCAAUGUAUAACGCAAAAAUGAAUCCGCAAUGUUCAAAAUGUAAAGCAGCAAUAAGAAAAUAUAACUACUCCGUCAAAGAGAUAGAACGUAUGAGAAACGACUAUGCAGACUUAAAGAAAGAAGCAGAAAAGCCAGCAGAAGAUAAAAUGGAUAUGUUGACAUUUCUUAAUAAAAACUAUCCAACAGCAGAAGAUUUCCUUUUAUCUGACGUCAAGAAGAAGUAUAAAGAAACCUUCGGCAUUGUUAAAACAUUCGAUGUACUAAAAGAAGAAAUAGAAGCUACGAAAUUGUUUAGAAUCUCACGAAUUCAUAACGUCUACCAUGUAAAACGUUUAUAA
Molecule: messenger RNA, 966 nt
Organism: Trichomonas vaginalis G3
Lineage: Eukaryota; Parabasalia; Trichomonadida; Trichomonadidae
Product: organellar and viral DNA polymerase type B
Exons: 1
Coding region: 1-966 (321 amino acids)
Source: RefSeq, a predicted model, not a curated record